Molecule: messenger RNA, 1888 nt
Organism: Oncorhynchus gorbuscha (pink salmon)
Lineage: Eukaryota; Metazoa; Chordata; Actinopteri; Salmoniformes; Salmonidae
Product: U1 small nuclear ribonucleoprotein A-like
Exons: 7
Coding region: 156-1001 (281 amino acids)
Biological process (GO): mRNA splicing, via spliceosome
Cellular component (GO): U1 snRNP
Molecular function (GO): U1 snRNA binding
Source: RefSeq, a predicted model, not a curated record
AUCCGGAAAUUACACCAGCCAAUUAAAAAUAGUUGGCGUUGUUAGCUCUCAAGGGUGUCUGUUACGUUAGCUAGCAAGCUCCAGCACAAAAAAACCGUGUAGUUCGUUUCAUUCAUCUCUUUCGAGGCCAUUGUGCAUCCCAGUACUGAAAGAAGAUGGCUGCUCCGGAUAUGCGCCUCAACCACACCAUAUACAUCAACAACCUGAACGAGAAGAUUAAAAAAGAUGAACUGAAGAAGUCGUUGUACGCAAUCUUCUCUCAGUUUGGUCAAAUCCUGGACAUUUUGGUUGCCCGCUCCCUGAAGAUGAGGGGUCAGGCUUUUGUCAUCUUCAAGGAGGUCAACAGCGCCUCCAAUGCCCUGCGUUCCAUGCAGGGGUUCCCAUUCUAUGACAAACCUAUGCGUAUUGGGUACGCCAAGGGGGACUCUGACAUCAUCGCUAAAAUGAAGGGCACCUAUGUGGAGCGUGACCGUAAGAAGGAGAAGAGGGCCAAGGUCAAGGGCCCAGAGGCUGCAGGGGCCAAAAAGGGUGUGCCAGGGACCCCUGUAGUACCCAUGGGCCCUGGAGUUCCAACACCCAUGCCUGGAAUGCCACCCAUGAGUGGAGCUCCUCGUAUGAUGCCAAUGCCAGGGCAGCCCCCCUACAUGCCCCCGCCAGGCAUGAUGCCACCUCCAGGGAUGGGCCCUGGGGGGAUGCUCCCUGGUGCCAUGCCUCCAGGUGGGAUGAUGCCCGGGCAAAUGCCCCACGCCCAGGUUGCAGAAAACCCUCCCAACCACAUCCUUUUCCUCACCAACCUCCCAGAGGAGACCAACGAGCUCAUGCUGUCUAUGCUCUUCAACCAGUUCCCUGGGUUCAAAGAGGUGCGUCUGGUGCCUGGUCGCCACGACAUUGCCUUUGUGGAGUUUGAUAAUGACGUGCAGGCUGGAGCGGCCAGGGAGGCACUGCAGGGCUUCAAGAUCACCCAGACCAACGCCAUGAAGAUCUCAUUCGCCAAGAAAUAACACACCAGAGAGCUCUUGAGUGGUUCACACACACACACACACACACACACACACACACACACACACACACACACACACACACACACACACACACACACACACACACACACACACACACACACACACACACACACACACACACACACACACACACACACACACAGACAGAGAUCCUUCUUCCCCAUUAAACUAAACCAGCAUAGAGCCGACUACUAACCUGUCCUUCGCUAAGAAAUCACAGUGCGAUACAAGUCCCCACCCCCCAAGCUCUCCACCCAGGCUCCCUCACACAUUUGUUGCUGCUCCUUGCUCUGCUUACAGAUUAUGACAUAAGAAUUGUUUCAGCCUCCACCAGAAGGUAAGGAGUGGUGAUUGGACGAUCCCCUUCAUCACCGACGCCUAUAGGAGAGCAAGUCUUUUUACCCUCUUAGUUUUGAAGUUCAGCAUGGACAUAUUUUUUCUUGUAAUUGUCUUGUUACUGCCCUUCCUGUGCUCCCGUACUAAUUUAGAAUAACUGGAGAUGACUUUCUUUGUAUCUGAUGGUAGGUUGCCAGCGGUUUUAGAGGAGACGACAUAAGGGCAGGAUUGUGAUGAUUGGAAUGCUGACGCCAGGCUCAAAAACAAUGAAGUGUCAGGACUAUGUUGGUUUAGUGAUUUGGUGCCGACAUAGAGGAUAGUUAGCUGACAUUUGCAUAGCCAGGUUAAGACUCGUUUUCAAGUAUGUCAGUUUCUGCACCCAUUCCUUGAGGACAAAAUCUGGUGUUUUGUAUGUAAGUAUAUUUUUUUAUUUUUUGUUAAAAAGCAUUGCACCCAGGGUCUGUUUCAUCCAGACAUUGUACCUGGAGCUUUUAUGUUUGAUUAAAAUGUGUGCUUUUUAUAAUGACUAA